Argentina anserina (silverweed cinquefoil) is the source of this 1271-nucleotide messenger RNA. Its product is annotated as protein RGF1 INDUCIBLE TRANSCRIPTION FACTOR 1. Bases 109 to 918 code for a protein of 269 amino acids. NCBI's taxonomy places the organism in Eukaryota, Viridiplantae, Streptophyta, Magnoliopsida, Rosales, Rosaceae. The transcript has 4 exons. Gene Ontology annotation, molecular function: zinc ion binding. The record is from RefSeq and is a predicted model, not a curated record.
UUGGGUGGCCAUAAGCUUAAAUACCCCUUUUGAGCUCACACACCAACACCACUCACUCUUUGAGUCUUUCUUUCAAGACAGUGGAGAGAGAAUCUCAUCAAUUGAAUUAUGGUGAGACAUCAUCAUCAUCAUCAGAGAGAGGUUUCUUCCUCAUCCACAACAUGUAUGGAGGAUGAUGAAAUGAAUCACAUGAAGCCUGCAUGGCUACAAGGUUUGAUGGGGGAGACAUUCUUUGGUGGUUGUGGGGUCCAUGAGAACCGCAGGAAGAGCGAGAAGAACGUCUUCUGUUUGCACUGCUGCCUCUCUAUUUGCCCACACUGCCUUCAUUCUCAUCGCUCCCAUCCUCUACUUCAGGUUAGAAGAUAUGUCUACCAUGAUGUAGUUAGAUUGGGAGAUCUUGAGAAGCUCAUUGACUGUUCCUAUAUUCAGCCCUACUCCAAUAACGGUGCCAAAGUUAUAUUCCUGAAUCAGAGGCCACAGUCAAGGCCACUGUCCCGGACUAAUUGCAACAAAGGCUUUGCCGCCAAUAUCUGUUUCACUUGUGACAGGAUUCUUCAAGAGCCCUUUCGCUUUUGUUCGCUCUCAUGCAAGGUCAAUCACUUGGUGCUCCAAGAGGAAGAUUUAUCCGGGAUACUCUACCGGUUUGAUGAAUCUGACUUCACAAUUUCUCAAUUCGAGGGGCUGCGGAUGGAUGGCUCGGAGGUGAUCGAUGACGAUGGCCAAAUGAUGGCUAGCUCUAUCGUAGGGGAUCCUGAAAUGCAGUGGAGAGGCUCAUCAUGCUCCAACAACAGCGACUCGGUAAUGUCACGUGAACCAGAGGUCGUCGUCAAGAGGAAGAAGAAAGGGAUCAUCCCAGGGAUCAUGCUCUCUCUCAGCAGCAGGAGAAAGGGGGCUCCUCAGAGGGCUCCUCUUUCUUAGUGACCGGCCAAACUAUCAACUAUGCAUGAAUAAUAAAAAAUGGUCGUAGGGCUUCAAUUAUCGACACCAGCCUAUGAAAUAUGUUAUUAACUAGGUACUAAUACAAAGGGCUGGUCUAGAUCCACGGUUAAUAACUUAAUAUAGCUUAAAUUUCUGUGUAAUGUAUUGUUUGUAUUAGUGAGUGUUAAUUACGGGGUAAUGUGCAUGGGAGCAUUUCCAUUGCUGGCUUUAGGUGGCUGCUGAGAGCUAGUAUAUUAUCUUAUUAUCUGAAGGGUUUAUAGGCUCUCAGCGCUACCAAUUUUGUUUUGUAUGUAAAGCUAAGACGAUGGACCUUUGCUGGUAUAUAUGCUUUA